AUGGCAAAGCCAUCUAGUUUCUUUAAGAACAGAUUGAAGUCUAUACUAGAAGAGAGUACAUUCUACCCAUUAUGGGACUUUCUAGACUACUGGAUCUUUAACAAUGCUUGGAUACCAAUCCUAUUCAUAAUUUUCCUAGGAGUUGCUUUUGAGAUAAUUCUCGUAAGAACGUGUGAGUUCUUUAAGAAGAAAUUUGAACUAUGGGAAAAUGGUAGUUCAGGUUCUCAGAAGCAGAAUGAAGAUGGUUUCCCAAAAGGCAUGACAUUUGCUUUAGAGAGCUGGUCAAUUACCCACACAUCUUCAGCAGAAAGAAUUGAAACCUUUUCAGGAAGAGUUACAACUACUUCUCCAUCUGAAGAGAAUGGAGAUAACAGUAGAGAAAGAGCUUUUUCUUCAUAUGAUGACUGUGAAUUUCAAGAAAGCCAUUUUUGUGAAAGUCACUCAUCUUCAGGUGGGACUAGUGGACCUUUGUCAAUGUUUCACUCUAAGGUAAAAAAAAUUUUCAUAAGCCACAGAAAAGAUCAGCAAAGUAAAUAUCAAGAAAUACACUUUUCUGCUAGUAACUUGUUUUCAAUAAUGAAAAGCAACAGCACAAAAGAUUCACUCCCUGAUGAUGUUAGCUUUCAAAGCACUUUUCAAUUUAUAAGAGAUAAGGAUCUCAAUGUGACACCAUGCCCCCUUGUCCAUUUAUUUCUUUCUGGUGACCAAAUUAGACAAGUAGAAGAAAAUAUAAGAAGAAAAAUCCCUGUGAACCCCAAAGCUCGGUUAGUGAGAGAAGCUGAUCGUCUGCACCACCAAUUUCAGGAACCAUUAAUUUAUAAUGUACAUUCUAAUAAAAUAUUUAGUCCUCCCAAAGCACAAGAUACUUUCGUGGACCAAAAUGCCAUACAGAAUCAAAUGACUCAUGAAGCACAUUUUACUAGACAAACCCAAGAGUUUAUUUAUAACCAAGAGUCAGUCAGCAGGCAGCACGGUUUUGCUCAACCUCUAAAUUUUAUGACAAUGCCAUUUUCUAGCAGCAUGCAAGACUCCUUCCAGGCCCAAGAUAUAUAUCAUAAUGAUAAGAGCCAACAUUUCAUCGAUAUACCAUGUAUUGUUGAAAUAAAAGGCUCAACCAAGGGCAUAAAGUCUGAUGAACAUAUCAGUGGGACCCAAAAUUCUAUUGAUUUUAAUGACCCAAACAAGAGUAGCUAUUUAGUCAAAGAGCAACGUAGUGAUUUCCAAAAUGCUGAAUUUCUAUCUUUAAGUUCACAUUCGUUUGCUGAAGCUGUGACACAACAAAACACAAUGCCAGAAGCCCAGCAAUUCGUGGCUUCAUUGGAUUCAAACCAGUAUCAUGCAUACAGCUCAAUGUCUCUUUCAUCCAUCAUUAAAAAGCGAGGGAGAAAGGUACUAGACAAUGAAAAAAAGCUCAGACUUAAAGUUCUAUCUCUAAAAGCAAAGAAAAUGUCUUGUUCACAGGUAUUUCCAAUCAUAGUAUGUCAUACUUCAGGAAGUAAGAUUGAGUUAAGAUGUAAGAAGAAAAAAAUAGUACAUCAAAGGAAAAUAAUGUCAGAUAUAGCAUUGUACCUUAUUUCUAAGCUAAGCCCUAAGCUCAUCACUCACCAUGUUAAAAAGUAUUUCAUAAAAAGUCUAAUGAUGGUCAUUCCAGACUUAAUAAAUCAUGAACAUUUUCUGCAGGAGCAACAUAGAUUAACAGAUACAGAAAAAACCAAUUACGCAAGUUCUACUGAUAGAGUAAGCUUGAGUAUUACUAAAAAUAUAGAACACUCAUCCAUGAUCAACACUAAGGAAGUGACAGCUCCUUGUUCAUUAUUUGAAACAAAUAGAGAUGGAACUAGUGAGGACUCAGUUCAGCACACACUUGACCUGAACAUUCCAAAGCAUGAGGCGCUUUCAGAAGUGUUAUCAGAGUCUCUACAGAAAGAUGUUUCAUUACCCAAAAUAGAAGUUCAGAAGGACAUACAAACUACAAAGAAUGUAGACGAGUUGACACUCAGUAUACCAAACACACAAAAGUGCUUUCUAAACGAAAGAAUACAGAAUGCCAAAAAUUUAAAAGAAAUCGAUCUGAGCUUUUCAGGUAUCAAUUUACUUAUUACCCUAGUAUCCCAAAAGCAUGAGAAAAAUGAAUUGAAAGAUAUAAAUGUUCAAGUGAUUACGAGAAGCAUAAAUCUGAAGGAAGAGAAACCACUAAUGACUAUUACAGAAUAUGACAAUAUUACAGAAACUGACAGUGAAAAGCUGGAAAGCAAUGCCUCAAGCAAUACAAAAAAUACACAUCAAUAUGAAAGAGUGUCAGAUACCUCUCAUGAUACUAUGCAGGCUAUGAUUUCUGAACCCUGUGAUAUGGAAAUAUAUAGCAAAUUAAAAGCCAAGGCAGAUACACCAAUAGUAAAUUAUAGUCACUCUGAACUACAAGAGAAACUACUAGAUGAAAAGAAAAUCCAGGAACUAAAGCACAUUGAUGAUAGCUCCAUAUUUAGAAAGCCACAAGAGUGCAACGGGGAUAAAGAAAAAAGUAGAGAAACAGUUCCACUGCUGACAGAAGACUUGAGAGUCAUUGUAUGUCUUAAGCAAAAGGCUGAAAGUGUCCAAUUUGAAAUGGGACAGAUACACUUAGAAAAUAAAACAAUUCAAAGUAAAGAGAAAAAAGUAGAGUCACAGACUAUUUCUACACAGACGGUAUGGGAGACCAGCUCAUGUCCUUCGACAGAGCCACUACAAGUUGAAAAAGUGUGGCAAAGAAUAGACAAAGCUACAGAAACAGAAGAGGCUGCAGGUCCCAUGCACCCACCUUCAAUGCCAGAGAACUUGCCUACUAGUGAACAUUUAGUUGAAAAAACAGAAUGUUGUUUCCCUUUUAAUGGAAAGGACAAAAAGUCAUUGGAUGGUCAUAUUACAGAAGACAAAGAAGAUUGGAUAAAAGACUUAUGUGCAGUUGCCACAGGACCUUUCAAAACCAGAAAAAAAUCAUCAGGAACAAAAAAUGUAAUCAGGGUCAAACAUAAAAUUAUAAAAGUGAAGAAACCUGCAUUUACCCAGAGACUUUGUGUUAGGGCAUGUGACACUCUGAUCCGUAGGAGAAGAGCGGGAGGCUUUGAAAGCACUACUAAACAAAUGCUAUGUAAUGCAACGUUGGCACUCAGGCCUCUCAGUGUUCACCCUCAGAGAUCUAGCAUUCCUAAUAAUACAGUAAAUAUCCAAAUAGCACACCCCAAACCCCAAGUUGAAAAGGAAGAAAAUAAUUUAGAUUCACUUACUAAAGAAAAUGAAGCUAGCGAUCCCCUAGAAGUUCAGUCCUGCCACGGUGGGAAAGUGGUGGAACAGGUGCUGCGGGAGAGAGGGGCUCACAGUAAGAGGAGCUUCAGUUGUGAUACACAGCCAGUGAAGGAGAUUAAAAUGGAGAGUGAAAUGUUUCAAGCAGAAUUUUACACAGAAGCAACUGAGAACCCAGUUGACUCAUUAAGAAUGGAUUCGCUUUAUGUUGAGAAUAUAAAGAACAGCACAUCUACACAAACAGAGCUCCUAAAUUCUGCAGAAUCAGAGUUGGGUCCUCCAACAUCAGAAAAAUUAGUGAUGGGAGACUCUCUGAGCCAGUCAAGAGAAAGCAGUGUUCUGAGUAUUGGGAAUGAUGCAGAGGGAAUUAGCUGCGCUUUUACGCAAAAAGCUCUGUUGUGGCUUUUAACUUACUUCAUGCCUAUUUUGACUCGAUCUAAAAAGAAAAAAGACCAAACAAAAUUCGCAAACGUAAGUAUAGUGAAAAUGAAAUAUGUAAAGAAGGUGAAACCACCAGCUUCAAAAACAUUCACUAUCAGAGGCAAUAAAAAGUCAAAAUUAAGCCUCAAGGCCAAAUUUAAAAAGAUAAGCCAAGCUAAAGCAUUUUUACCUGAAUGGCAGAACACUGUUUGUUUAACCAUUGAUAGUGGAUUGCGGGAGGUGUUCCAUCAUGCGCAACUAAAGCAGGGAGAGCAAGCAAGCAAAGUCCGUGUUGCUUGCACUGCUGAGAGUAGUGAAUUCUACAAUAGAGAGAAAAAACCUCAAGAAGAGAAACAAAACCCCUUUCUACAGCAUGGCCAACAUCUGUGGGCUGACGCAGAUGAGAGGAAGGAAACUCUCCCAGACCUAUCACUCUCCCCUAUAAGUCAAAGACCAUCUGUUAACAGUCAAAAUAUAAAAAUCCAAACCAAUUCCCUGCAAAAUGCUUUAAAGGCUAACCUACAAAUGGAUCCCCUAGAGGCUGAAGGAUUACAGAAAACUACCAAAGCAGAAAAUGGUGUAAACUUUCCUGUGGUUCCUAAAAUUUUAUCUGAAGUAGGGACCUUUUCGCCUGGUGAUUUUGCAAACCAAACAGAUGAUAAUUUAGAAUUAAAAAAAAUCUCUGAAAGUAAAUUAGAUUUGUAUCCUGUAGUAAACUAUUCAGAGACCUCAGCAAACCUGCCGGUGACGUUCCUGCAGUCUUCCGACUCUGUUACAGGGUCCUUUGUUUAUAGACAUAAAGGAGAGAGAAAAACACCAAGAUCAAAGAAGCAGACACCAUUGAGUCAGAGACGUAGAACUAUGAGUGAAAUAGAACCACAGACAGUUAACUUCAGGUUCGGGAAAAAACGGAAAUGUAACAAAGAAAUGAAAGAUCUGCAGCAAAGAGCUAACAUAGCAGCUGCCUGUUUGUACAUUGUUCCUUCCAAGGCACAUAUUUUGUCCAACAUAAAAAUUAGAAGAUCAAAACCCUGGACAGAAAAACAGAGAAUAAGAAGACUUGGUCAUUUGCAACUAAUGCAAGAGAAGUCACCAAGCGGAAGAAAUGCAGUCCGCUCAGGUUCUGCCAAUGCAAGUAGUUUUUCUAGCCUGAGGAGCUAUGGAGAGGAGGGGAAAGAGAAGCCAGAAGACUUCCCGAUCUCAAAAAAGAGCCCUUGUCUUGUAUUUGGUAUGAGUCAAGAAAAAGACCACAAUCUUCUUAGAUCAGACAAACAACUGAACCAAGUAAAGAGAACAACUACUCAGAUAGUACCACAAAUACUCACAGAAGCUAUUUCAUGUUCUGCAACAUUCCCCAUCCCAGAUGAAUUUCCAUUGGAAAAGCCAGCACCCUAUCUCAGCGUUUACCCUUUAAAGUUUGGGGAAGUCAAGAGCAAUGCAUUAUCUAAAAGAGAAUGUGGUUUAUUUCAUGAAAGACAACCCAACAAACACACUGGUGACAGUGAAAAGGAGGCAAAGGAACUAUCGGUCUCAUACAUUAAUCCAAACCAUAGUAGGGAAAUGAAAUGUUACUCAACCCAAAUGAAACACACAUAUCAGGAGAAAAACUUUGCGGAUGAAACUUCCUCUUCAAACAAUGCUGCACCUGAAGUUAAUGUGAGCAACAAGAUAGAGAAAGGCUCACUGAGCGAGAAAGUACCCUAUUUGAUACAAAUGAAGUCAGAGACACCGUGUCACAAAGGGAAGUUUAUUUCAGAUGAAAUCAAAGAAAUUGAUAUUCAAGAUAAAGAAGAAAAGCAAAAUAAUGACACAUUAUCAAUGUUACUCCCACGACAUAGCCAACAUUUUAUCUUUUAUUCACAUCCAAGCAGGGAUCCUAACUCUCAUAAAGGAGUGAAACAAAGAGGGAGAGACCUUCUGUUCAUUGUGGAACAAGAUGUCGCACAGCAGAAUGAGUCAGCAGAUAAAACUCUCGGAGAGUAUGACAUGUUUACAUCAAGUUCAAAGCUUCAUUCCCUAAAGUCAGAAGAGUCACAAAUAGAAGUUCUUAACACUGUUAGGAAAAAAUGUCCCAGCUCAGCUGACGGAGCUCAGGCACAGGAACUGAACAAGUGGACUAAGCUGGACAGAGAUGAGCUUAAAAAUGAUCUACAACCAAACAUCUUAGAGUCUUUGAAUCUCUCAACUCCCGGUGUACCAAGAUCUAAAAGACAGAGCAAGGUGUUUACAGACAAAACCUUACAAGGUAAAAUGUCUUCAACAGGUGUGACUAUGAAAGGAAAGAAAGCAUUCGUUUCUAAGGUAUUAACUAUUCCACAGUGUGGUCAUAGGAAAAAACUACUUCCCAAAACCUUGAAAUCACAGAUCUGUGAAUUACUAAUAAAAUCUGGGGUCUUACUUGAUAGUCUUAAUAUAAUCAUAUUAGGAGACCCAACAUUAGAGAAAAGUAAAAGAUUAACACAGAAAUUGGCAGCAAUAGCGUUAGAGACUUUGGAUUUGUCCACACCUACAUAUAAAGAAAGUAAGAAUUUAAAAUUCAUAGAAAAGGGAGAUGAAAUGAGUACCGAUCAUCUAGCUGCUAAAGCACAUAAGGCAGCAAUCUCUCCUACACUUAGUGCUACAGAAUGUGUAACGCCAAAACAAUAUAAACCUGUGACAGUUCCACCCCUAAAUGCCAUCUCUUCUAUGCCUGUGUCUCUCGAUGUUAGUACAUGUACUGGAGUAAAAGAUAGGGAUAUAAUGUGGACAAGAUCUAGUCAUGAGCUUCACAGCCAGUCCGUACAAGAAGAGAGAUCUUAUCAUGCAUAUUCCACUGACAAGGAUGCUACUUCAAAUGGCACCAAAGAUCUAAAAAGUCAAGGUGAAGAAGGAAACCCACUGAGUUCCCAGCAUUUCAGUUUCAGUUCUCAGACUACGGCAGGGCCUAAUUCUGUGAAAUCUGAUUUACAGUUGAUUAAUUCAGUACCGUGUUGUGAGUUAGAGAGAGCUCUGUAUGAUGGGCAAGCACAGCCAGUCAGUGUUAGUAACCAGCAAAGCAGCACAGGAGGGGUAAUGUUACAACUUCUAAACACAGAGGAAUCUGAGAUUGGCCCUGCCCCGUGUGACAACACCUGGGAUAGAAAUCCCAAGAGAAAGUAUGCCUACCCCAUUUCUGAACAAAAAGCAUGGAGUCAAAAGAACUUGAGGACUUUGAAACCUUUACAGGAGCCCAGCCUUACAUCAUCUGAAAAAAAAGGUGAGAACUGCACAUUACAGUUUCCAGGCAAAAGAGAGGUGAGUCCCAUGACAAAACAAGCUUCAAAGCUGCUUAGUAUUGCAAGGCAGAACCCAAAAGUCCAUAAAAAGAAAAGGUACCAUAAUAAUAAACACCUAUUGAGAAAGAUAGUGCAUGCUAUUGAAGCUGUUGAAAUUUGUGCACUCAAAUUGAUAACUGAUAAACUGUUACUUAAUACAGCAGAAGGGACUGAUUUUUAUAGACAAAUACCUCAAAGAUCUAUAGCAGAGGAAAAAGCAAAGUUACAAGCAAACUUAGCCACAACUUUCUUGGGACCUUAUAAUUUCCAACCUGUUUCAUUUGACUUUAAAAGCCAGGUAAACAUGAUUAAAUUACCAGAAAAUGAAAGUGUGUUGAAUCAGAGAUUUUCAACUAUGAAAAAAAAGAAGCUAUUAGUUUCAAAGAUAAUUAAAAUAAGUGGAUACUCUAUUACAAACCAUAAGAAAGUUAAAUUAAGAGUCAAAAUGAAACCCAUACAACUCAGUGGAAACAUAGCUGAUAUACUUCAAAACACUGUUCACUUCAUAUCAACUACUAAUAGAAAAAGUAAAUUCAAAGCAGAGGUAAGUUGGGGAAUAUCAAAAUUGACUCAGACACAGCCAAUACAUAUGGAGUCAUUAGUUGAAGACAUGGAGUGCAAUGAUUCUAUUGACAAAGAUGGUUCCAACACACAAGAAGGCCUCGAAAAUGCACUUCCAAAUGUGAGGAAGUCACAGAAUUGCUUAGAAAUCUGUGAGUCGGCCAAUGACACUACCAAACGUGGCAAAAAGAAAACUGACCAAUCUUUUUUAAAAGAAAAAUCUCCAUUUUAUUUGACAGAAAUUGUUACUUCUAUUACCAGGAAUUUAAUAACGUCCAAAGAAUUUAAAAAGCAGAUUGGUAACAUGAGAAUGCCUAACCUGUCAGCUCAAAAUGGUGCGCCUUCACAGGUAAUGGAGGCCAGAGAUUCACAGUCACCUCAUGUAGAAUUUGAGACACUAAGAACCCCAGAGAUAAAAGUAGAUAAUGAGGUAAAUACAAACAUGAAAUUUGUCUAUCCAUGUAUUCAACAUAUAAAAACAGAGCUAUCCCAUAAAAUAUGGGAUAUUUAUAGAAAAUCUGCAAAAGGAAAUCGCUUGAACAAAGCAAUAGUGAAGAGGAAAGAGGGGUUUGGACAGCCAGUUUUGUUUAAAACACCUUCACAGAGAGUCCAGCCAUUUGAAGCAGAUCAAAUGAGACAGUCUCAUCCUUUCAAACCAGAAGUCUUUUCAGCUAACAUGGUUCACCCCAAGGACAUAACGCUUCAGAAAAGAGCUAUUUAUUUAAUAGAUCAAGAAGGAAACACAAAAGCUGGAGAAGAGUUUGACCAAGAGGCUGUCCUUUCUUGUAAUGCACAUUCUCUUCACGUUGAAAAGCAGAACAAUGAAUUUAAAACAGGUUGGAAAGCAACGUCUUCACCUUGUGCCCUGCUCAAGAAACAGGAAAAGCCUACUAUCUUAGGACCUAUGUGGGGAUCUUAUGCGAGUGACCAUACCUAUCUGGAAACUACAAGACAAAAAGAUAAGGCAAAAGUAUUGAAUAUGAAAAGUGCUGUGUGUGUCAAACGAAUAAAGCUGAAGGCCAAGAAAACACCAGUUUCUCUACUUCUUGCACAUGGGGGCAGAAGCAGUAAAAAAGAACUAGGACAUAGCAUGCAGCAUCAGAGCAUAUUAGAACUGAGGAGAAAUAUAAAAAACCUGUUUGGAAAAGCUAAUUUGGACCCCAGGUGCUUUAUCUCCCCAGUUAAAAAACUUACCAGAGUAAAACUGGAGAGAGGCGAGUUGGAAGAGAGCAAAAGCAUUCUUCCACAGGUAAUUCUGGAGAAACCAUCUAACCAAAGGCAAAUGUCAGGGUCAGGAGGUGUUGAUGAAUCUAGAAAACUAGAAGAAAAUAUUAAAGAGGCACAUGAUCAUAGCUCUUUCAAGGACAUUCACCAGCAAUUUUGGGUUAAGUCAGACCACACUUGCAAACCAGAAGAUUUACAAAGAAGGAUGAACUCUGAGUUAACGUCACAAAAAGCAGAAACUGAUAGUCUUGGGCUAGAUAACCCAAGUACUAUAAGAACAAAUGUCUACAGUGACCCACAAGAUAGCCUACAACACAAAAAUUCCCUGGAGAAAGGGACAUGGAGACCAGAAAUGGCUCUCCAGCCAAUGAAACCGUUUUCUCAUUUCAGAAUGACAAAUGAAAUCAUAAUGAAACAAGAUAUCAAGCCAUCAAGUCCACAGAGGACGGUAAGACUGGAAGUAAUGGACAAGCCAUUCGAUUCAAAGGAACUGUUGCUUACUCCCAGUUGUAUGGUACAGCAACAAAAUCUUUUCACAGAUCCUCUUCUGGGAUCCAUUUCCUCUCAUGUACCACACCAGCCUCAUACUGAAGAAUCAAAAGAAGUCAUGAAAAUAAGUAGUAAAAUCUUAAAUAAUUUGACCCAACAGCAAAAGAAUACCCCAAAUGAAGACGAUAUUUCUGAUAUGGAUCACAUGCCAAGAAGUAUUGAAAAAUUACUCUUGCUUAUUAAAGAACAGGAAAAGAGAAGGAAAAAAAGUAGAGGGGUUAAAAAAAUUGAAGUAGCAAAAGACAUAAAAACAACAAUGAGGAAGUCAAUUUCAUUUCUAAAUGAUUCACCAUCAAGGACACAAUUUAUCAACAGUGGUAUGUCCAGGCAAAGAGACGGGACAGAGCCAAAAGGGAGUGUAGACUCAUUGUGCAGAGAGCAAAGGCUGUGUGUACAAGGGAUCAGCCUAGACGGUGUUUAUACAGAUGAGCCUGCUUCCAAAGUUACACGUCAAAACAGAAGAACACCACUCACAGAAAGUGUCCUGUGUCAAAAUAGGACAAAUACGAAGGUGAGGAAGACAACUUCUGGAAGGCUGCUUAACAUUGCAGGAUAUAGAAGCCUUAGCUUCAGAAAGGAACUAAGACAUAGCAUGAAGACACAGAAGGAGCUGGCACAAGUAAAAAUGGUGGCAGAUAUAAUUUGGAAGGAGUUGUGUGCUUCUGGCUACCUUGCAUCUCAAAUAAAAAAACUUAUGGAAGUUAGAGAGGGGAAAGGCAAACUACAAAAACCAUAUAUUCCUCCACAAAUGACACUGAAGAAAAUGAAUGAAACUAAAAGGUUAUCUGUACAGCCAAUAUCAAGCACUGUCAGAAAACCAACACAAUAUACUAUAAAGCCCAAAGAACACCAAAUGGUUUUAUUAGAUAUUAUUCCACAAAAUAAAGAUCCAUUAAUGACUGGUCAACAGGUGAAGGAGCUUAGACUUAUCAACUUCAAUUCCCAUUUGGAACCAGAAGCAUACCGUGUUGUAUUUCCAGAGACGGGAGAAACUGAUUACAGUAGGCUUGAGGCUCAAAGACCCAGAGAAGUUACAGAUUAUGAAUUCUCCACUGCACAAAGCAUAAAUCAGGGAGUUGUGAAAGACUCUGUCAAACAUGCACUUUCAAUUCCACCCAGGAGAGGAGGACCCAAGAAAACAAAUAUAUUAAGUCCCAAAGAACAUGACGUAUUUCUCGUGGGGCUGGAUACUUUCCAGGAAAAAGCAUGUAAGGUGCAAGAACUGCUUAAACAAAGCACUCCCAGGGUAAGCUCGGGGUCUGUUGCCUGUCCAGUUAAGCAGUCCUUUGACUCAGAAAACACUAAGGUACCUAAGAAAGUGGGUAUGUAUCAUAGCAUAAAAAAUAUUUCCCAUAUCUCUGGAAAAGAAGGAUUAAGAGAAACUGACACAGAACUAGGUUCCAAAGCACAGGCAUCUCUCUGCCCAGAUUUAAAGGCUCUACACAAAACAGUUACAGCUCAGAAAGGCUGUACAAAGACCACUCAGAAGCCUAGAAUCAUUCCGCAUUUUGUACAUUGCCACAAGAGGGCUCCUUUCUACUUAAAACAAAUCUGGAGUCCGACAACGAAGGACAGUGGUGUAGGGCCCAAAAGGGAUCUCAAGGGAAAAGAAAAGGCAGAACCAGUUGACAGUCCAUUAAAAUUAAACAGACAGAAAGUGGACAGUUCCAAAAAAUUGAGGCCAAGAUACUUGGUUAUUUUUAUCCAGAACAAAGAACAAAUUCUGGAAUUUUUUUUAUCUUGUAUAUUAUAUCAACUUCAGUAUGAAAAUACACAGAAACAAAUCUCAGCAAAAGCAGCUCUACAUCCAAAAGUUUUUAAGCCAGUGGUAGAAAAAACAUCAAGUGAAGUAAACGUUCUAGGAGAUCAAUCUUCAAGUUCAGAAGGAGUUACCCUGCAUACUAAAAGAGGCAAGGAUUGGCAAGAAAAUGCAUGCAAGGCUUUCCAAGUGUCUAAUCCUCAAUCUUGGAUGGAUAUACGUAGGAUUACACCACUACAGAUAAAGAAGGCAUUAAAAACAGUAGGUAACCUGGACUAUAACACCUUAAAUAGAGAACAUGGAGAACAGCAAAGAAGAAUAAAAAGAUUAAACCAGCACAACCUGCCAUUUUCUUUCAAGAAUCCAGAGGAACAUAUAUUUUGUUCCCCAAAUUAUUCUUAUGUCCAAUCACAUUUAGAGCCUCAGGCAAAGGAAGCAUUGUCAAAAGAAGCCAACACGUCAAGCAGGACAAAGGGGCUAGAUUUGUCAUCUACAGAUCAACUAAGUACUGCAUGUGAAUGUAGACCAAAGUGGAUUUUUCCCUCAAUUAUUUCAGAGCAAUCAACAAAACAAGAUGAGGUGGUGCCUUUGGAGUCAGGCAGUAACACUAUAAAAUGCCCAGGCCUUUUGUUGUCAGAAAGAAAGCAGUCAUCUGAUGGAACACAGAGAAAUGAAUCAGUGACAAAUGAUCGCUUGCCCAUGCUAAGAGUCAGCACAAAGGAAUUGUUAUCACAUAAAGCAACAAACGAGAAGCAACAGGAGCUAUAUCUACCUGAGGUGUUCAUGCAUUGCCUUUUAUUAUACAUGCAGUGUUUGCAUGAAAAUGUAAAACUGAAGGAUAACAUAGAAUAUGGAGUUAUGAAAGAUAUAAUAUGCCUUGAAAGAAAAGCCACAAACUUGAAGAGGUUAGAAUUUCCACCUAAUAGGUCCACUGACUAUGCUGUAAGCCAUGAAGUAGAACCACAGUGUUCCAAAAAAGAAAAAAUGAUAUGCAUAAAGUACAGAAAGGAUAAACCAGGUUCAGUUGUAAUAAAAGCAUGUGAACCCUUCCCUUUACCUCACUUCAAGUUGGAUAAAGAGAAAAUUGAUGUGAGCAUCUCAAGAAAUGUAAGACAAGAAAAGUAUAAAUCACAGGAAGAGGAGUCUGACAUAAAAGAAAUGAAGAUGGUUGGAAUAACAGGCUCUAACAUUAUGUUAAAGACAAAGGAAUCAACACUAUGUUAUUCAUCCAGUGGAAGGAAAUUAACUUUAGGCUUUGACACUACAAAACAAGGCAAAGUACAAGAAAUGUUAAGUAAAUCAGACAUGAAACAAACACAAUCUUUUAUUUCCUUACCAUGUCUAUCACAAUCUAAUUUAAAUACAGGAAUAAAAGUAGAAAAAAAUAAGUCAGAACUACUAAAGGACUGCCUUCCACCACUAAAGCCCCUGCUAUCACUACAAGGCAGAAAAGUACCAUUUUCAAAUCCAUUUAAUAGAGAUAAUUUUUGUGACUUAAUAGAAUUAAAUUAUCUUCCACAGAGGAAAGAAUAUAGGAAUAAUAUGCCACAUUUGAAAGAUAUAAUAACCCUGAAACAUAUUGCUCGGAAGGGGAAAAAGCCACCUUUUAAAUAUUUGCUACAUGAAAAGGAACCAUGGUGGGACAAUAAAAUACAAAAAUUUAUUCAGGGCAACAAAAAUAAUCUAGAUGUAGUUCAGAAUAGACCUUGGGAUUCUGUCCCUUCUUCGCCUUUUCUGGAAUGGGAUCCUAAAACAAUGGAGGCAUACUUAAGAGAAAUAACGAAGUUAUGCCUUGGAUCACCAGCAGUGUUAGAAUUAGGUGCAAUAGGGAUGUACCGAGAGCUAACUGAUGAUGUUUUAAGGAGCAUCAAAAAAGCAAACCAUAUGCCACUGAAAGAGAGAUUGCAGAUAGAGCCCAAGGAAGUAUUACAUUCAAGCAGACUAUCUUUGAGACAGAAGCUGUCUUCAGCAUCACAGGAGUUACAAUUUAAUGCUGAAGAAAAGGAAAAAGGGAUACAGGAAUAUAAAAAAAUUAAGAAUUGGAACAAACCUUUCAUGCAUUCUCUUUCUUACUCUCACGUGGACACAAGACUAAAUGGAGAGGAAGCUAUGCAAAUAAAAACCCAAUCUUCUAGUCAUUGCUCAAAGCUCCAAAGACCAUCAAAUAUAAGGGAAAUUGUUUAUAAAAAGCCUGGUUUUGGACCUGUUUUGAACAGUGUAAAACAUUCCUUGGAAUAUGUAAUGCAGAAAGAAGAGAGUACAAAAACAGAAAAAGACAUCCAUUUGAAAGAAAACCAAACAGUUUCACAGAAAAUUCAGUUAGACAUCAAAGAGACAGAACAAGAGCUACAAGAGCUAUGGAAUAAAGAUGAACUAAAUGCAGUUGCAACUGAUACCAGCACAUGGACACAGACAAAUGUAAAUGAAAACUUGAGACAUUUGCAGGAAAGAAAAUGCAAACUAGGUGACAGUUUGGCCUUGGCAUCUUUACCUCACAGUGAGUUGGGCAUAGAAAUAAUAGGGCAGGAAAUAGAAUCCUGUUCUCUGCUUUCACAGAGUAUGGAAUCUUCAGAUUCAGAAAAAUUAAAUUUUACAGCAUCUCCUUUGAAUGAUAUAAGUGGUACAAAAAGAUCAAGAUGCUUGUCAUCUAAAGAAGAAGAUGGAGUAAACACAUUUGAAAGAAUCAAAGCGCAUCCCAAGGCCAAACAUGUGAACAUGAAGAAAUCACCCCUUUUAUGUGUGCCCAAAAUAAAAAGAUUUAAAGUGGAUCUUGAAGAGCAAAGUAAAAAGAAGUAUGAAAGUAGUAGGGAAAAAGUCAUGCCUCUGAGAGAAACAUGUUCUGCCAUCACUUCUUCAGAUGUCGUUAACUUUGACACAUCAGAGGAAGUGGAAACAGAAACAAUGAAAAGUCAUGUGCCUUACCCUGUGCUACAAAUAUCAUUGUCUGUAGGGCAAGUAGGAUCUACGAAGACUACUGCUAACAAUUUUAAUAAAAGAAAACUACCUUCACCAUGGGAAGAAGAAGAAGUACAAACCCCAGACAUUGAUAAUUUGACAUCCUCCAGCAGCUCAAUUUGUAUGACAAAGAUAUCGGCACCUUCUCGUGUGUCCAGUGUCAAAAAACACAGAACUGAACUGAGCAAGAAAAGAACUCAUUGUUGGAAUAGUAAUGAAAACACAGGACAGAAACAAGAAAGGGCAAGACACUGUAGUGAAGUUGCAACAAAACGUGAUGCUUCUAUACCAUUGCUUACAACAGGGCAAAUAGCAUCCAGAAACCAAAUUUCUACAUGUUCAAAAAAGAGGAAAAUUCUUCCCCCAGUGCAGAAAGAAGUGCAAACCCCAGCCACGGAUUGUUCAACACACUCUAGUGGCACGGUUUUAAAGGCAAAGAUAUGUGCACCUACUCACGUGUUCAGUCUAAGUGAGCACAGUACCCCAAGAAAGAGGAAGACUCCCCAUGGGAAAAAUAAAGAACAGGUAAGACAGAAACAGGAAAAAGCAAGAAAGUUUAAUGUGUUUGUAACAAAUAGUGAUUCUUCUGUGUCUUGUGGAGUGAAUAAAGAGGAAGAUAUACAGGGAAAAACACAAUGUUCUCUUCCACUGUCAGAGGUUAAAGAUCUAUCAGACUCAAACCAAAUAAUAUGCGUGAAACCAUCAGGUUAUGUGUUAAGGAGUAUAAAAGAAUCAACACAGGAAGAAGGAAAGAAUAUACUCAGAAAAGAGAUGAAACAGGAAAUGAUCCCCAUAUCAAUAGAUAAAAAGGUAAAGAACCUACCACGAUCAUACACUGUCAGUAUCAAAACGUUGCAGAGCAAAAUCCAGGGAGAAAAACUUUCAGAUCUGGCAAGUACAAUUGUAAAGUUGCAACUCAAGAAAUGUUCAGGUUCACAGACAGCUGAUAGAAAAGUUUACAGUGAGAUUAAAUUACUGAAAGAGCAUGUGCCCCAGAAAGAAAAGGCAGGUAAAAUAAGGCAUGUGGGUGUGAACAGUAGCAUAGUGCAUCCCAAAAAUAUACAUUUGAAGGCAAAGAGAUCAUCUAUUUUACCUAUGCAGAAUUUGAAUGACUUUCAGUGGAAAACUAGAAAGCAGGGGGGAAAGGUCAAAGAAGAUAGAAGUGAGCCACAAAUAACAGUAAUUAAGAAGUUGAGUGAGAUAACCACUGCUAUGUCUCCCCAGCCUAGUCUUAAUGCGGAUAUGGGAAUCAAAGAAGAAUGUGCACCAAUGUUAACAAGAUCCUCUGUUUUAAUGGGACACUUACAGAAAUCAGCAGAUUCUGAAAAAAGCAUUUCCAUUCAAUCAACUAAUUCUUCAAUUAGUCAACACAGUGAAAAACAUUUGUCAGAGGAAAAGAAAGAAGUUGGAAAGCAAAUACCAAAGCUCAUAACAACCCACAAAUAUCUAGAAAUAAAAGUGCAGAAACCUAAAAAUGAACAAGGCUUGGCUUUGACUCACUGUAAAUCUUCUUUAUCACAAGAUUUGCCUCGUCCCCAAUCGUAUGAGAAAAGAGAAUGCAGUAAAACAAAACUGAGACUUAGAAAUCCUGCUUUGCAGAGAAUAUCAAUGAAAGGAGAAACAGUACCUAGAGAGGUAGGUAUCACUGUUGGUGAUACCAUGAAAGAUGUUAAAAAUCAUCAGACGCCUCAGAGAGAAGAGCUAUAUAAAAAAGAAAUAAUAGAAAUAACAGACAGGAGAGGCACAGAUAUAACUUUGAAAUCACGGAAAUCACUUCUGCCCCAGAAGCUCCACAGAACAGAACUGUACAUGCACAUUAAAGACCCCAAUCCAAAGAAGCAUGAUGACAACAAAAAUGAAUCUCGAGUUUUGAGGAAAAUGUACACUUCCAAAGUUUUUCUAAGCGGUGUCACGCAGGGUAAAGGUGUACAAGUAGUUGAAGCAAACCAUCUUCUAGAUGGUUUAGAAAGCAAACUUUCUUGUCCACUCCCACAAAUUAUUCCAACAUUAUCAAAUGCAGAAAAAAUAACACAGAAAGAGGACAUGUGUACUCAUGUCGGAAAAGGAAAACAAUAUUCAAAACAGAUAGAAAAAACAGUAGACUUGACAAUUGAGGUGCCUGGCAAAAAGGCAAAGGUCUCACCAAUUUCAUGUUUUCUUAGUGCAAACGAAUUUGUCCUGAAUAUGAAGGUUCUGGAGAAAAAAGUACACAAAAAUAAAAGUGAACUCACUGUGGUUGCAUCACGAACUUUCUUGUCCAUACCAUCAGCCGGUUCUAAAUAUUCACAGGACAAAACACAGAAAGGCGUAGCAGGAUUUACAAAAUCCCAUCAUCCACAAGAAAAUUUCCAAGAACCAGCAGAUACCCAGAACACAGCAACCAGAGAGCUGACUGAGGUUGAUUGUAAGUGUAUUUUCAAGGCACCAGAACACAAUGUGCUACUGAAACAACCUAGGCUACAGAAGUCAAAGUGUAUGACUAGGACCCUGCCAAUAAGUCAACAUCCACAUAUUGAAUCAGAUCGUCGUAAACCAAUCUCCCCACAUCAAAUUGAUUUCACAAAAUUAGGUGCCAUAAUAGGGCAAAAAGUGCUGGAUAUGUCCUUAAAAUGCCAAAAGGGUCAGCCAGGAAAAUAUAAAAAAGAACCUUCAACUAAAACUUUACAUUGCAAAAAGAAAAGUGAAAUCAAAGAUACUUUAAGUCAUGAAGCUAAGUUUCCAGUUUCUCGACUCUUUUUUUCAGAAAAGAUACCACUUAAAAAACUAAGCACUGUCCAUUCAAGUACAUCUCAAGAUAAGGGAAAGCAAAUUGUGAGGACAAUAGAGCAAGCCAAGCCUUCAGCCAAAGGUGAACUACAGGUUAAGCCAAAAUCCUCUCCUUUUCAUAAUGUCCCAGUACCCAGCAGAAAUCAGUGGACAUCUUUACAGAUAAAUGUGGAUAAAAAAACUGUGGUGAACAUCAGUCCACAAACAUCGUCAGGGGUACUCAUGAAUACUAAGGAGAUGUGUGUCACAGGAAGGAAAGAAGGCCCACCAAUGAUUGUUUCUGCAAAGCAAAGCCUUCUAGAACAAAAAUUGUCUCAAACAAGCAGUCUUAAUUCAUUGUAUGCCUAUAUUCCUAUUUGUCCAAAAAGCCAGAAAAUAAUAAAUCUGAAAAGAGAACUGAAACCCAAAUAUUCAACUAUGAGAAUUCCAAAGCACCCAAUUUCAAAGAUGCUUGGCAUCAUAGGAUGGAGUAGUCCAGGCAGGAAGAGGAAAUUAGAAUAUGCCUUCAACAAACCAAAAACCAUGGUUCCAAGGAGUAAAGAUACCUCUUCAGGAAUCAUUAUCAGAAGUCUUUGUGUUUCCAUGAUAAAUCCACUUCACAACGAAGGAAUAGUUGAAUCAAAAACAAAUUCAUGCAGGGAUGUGAGAGUCAGUCCUUCUAAACUCCAGGAGAAAUUACCAGAUUCUAGAAAAAUUGAGGACAUUUUAAUACAUAGACACUCAUUUGACACUAUAGAAACUCGUCUGGGAAGAACCCAAGGGGAAGCUGUUCCAGGAACUAUGCCCACAAUAUUUCAAGAUAGAAAAAAUGAAGACAAAACACUUAUAGAACAUUUGUUUCCCAUUUAUAAAAUGCUUAAAGGCGUCUUUGAAGUCCCUGUAGAAAAUAAAAUCCAAAAACAAGUUCUUCCUGAAAGACCAGGGGAAAUAGAAGCCUACAAGCCUGGUGACGCAAAAGCAUCUCCUUUGCCGGAGAGUCCAACCACACCAAAAAUAUGUGCCUCAUUGCUACAUACGCCUCUCUUAAAACAGCUUACUCCAGAAUUAAAAAAUAAGCUUUCGAUGCAUCUAAUUUGCAAAGCAACUGAGAUAAAAUUGAAUCAGAUACCAGAGAUAGUGAAAGCAUCCUUACAGAAAUAUGACUCUCACCCCGCAGGGACUAUUUCAGAAGAUCACAGUCACAAGUUUCAUCUGAAACCUAUAAAAACAAAAUGUAAGCCUCCAAAAGUUGAUAUAUGUGCCAACUUAAAAAACAAAUAUGAAAGAGAUUUUCCUCCCCUCAGCUGUGUAAAGACAUCAACAACUAAAGUUUCAAGUGGCAACAAGGGCAUGACAGAACCAAAGGACAUCAAAAAGCGAAAAAGUGUGACAUUGUCGGCAAGUUUGAUUAAUCUCCCCUUAACGCAUGUUCUCCACAAGUUCUCAAAGAAAGAAAAGGACAACCUUUUCAGGCAUCUUUGUACAAAAACAAUGGAGAUACAAACAAGGGGCCUUCCCAGAAUAGCUGCGCAAUCCUAUGCCUUAGCCAAUGACCAGGAUAAACCAAAACCCUUGUUUAAGUGUAUCCAUUCUGCCACAAAAGUGCCAAAACGAACAAACAGAGUUGUAGUACUGUUUGAUGAAAAGUCUUUUUGUGAAAUUGACAGUGAUUUGCAACAUAAAUAUCUCCGCUCUCUCCCUAAUCCUUCUGUCACUGUGGUCUCUACACCAAAGGCACUUCCCAAACACACUUCCAAGGUAAGUAAGUGUUCAGGGUCACCACGUAACGAAGUCGGUGGCAGUGCGGAAAGCAGUACUCUUUCCUUUGACAAAGAAAUUUUACAACAUGUUUCUUUCCCAAAGGUAAAUCCACAAGAAAGCUCAUUAUGCUUCAGAAACAUCCAGGAGCCAACUAAUACAUUUUACCCUUGUCUACAAGGCACUGAACAAAAUGAUAUAAUUCUUUCAGAUUUAAAUUUACAGAUGACAUCAGAAAAAGAUAAAAAAUCCCAUGUAUGUUUUCAAAAAGCCAGUGCAUACAAGCAUUCUGUUUCAGGAACUCAGCAAAAUACUGCUGGUUCACAUUCAUCUUGGAUUUCUGACGACUGGACGAAGGUCCCCACAAAUACUGAGACUUCAACUGAGAUUGGGGAACAUGAAGCUCCUGAAGAAAGUAACAGCGAGGAAUGUGUGUUUAUAGAAACCAAUUUCUACUUAACUCAGGAUUCAGAAGAUUUUCCGUCUGCGGUACUUAAUGGUGUUCCAUCAGCAGAUAUUCACAUAGGUGAUAAAACAACUUAUUUGAAACCACUUUCCCGUGAAGAUCCAAAGGACAGCCAUACUAGAACCCUUAGAAAACAAACACCCCCUGAGGCACAACCUCUCUAUCAGCCUCAGCAUAGGAAAUGUAGGUCAAACUCCAAAAUGCAGCGUACUGACUGGUUGACUCACAAUUCAUCUAGUACUGUGGAAAUCGAGUCUACAUCAUCUUCCAUAACGUUUGAUAAUGGGAAGCACUGGACCGAGACCACAUGGAGUAGAACAAGCUUCUCUUUAACCUCCGUAACAACGGAGUCAGGUGUUAAAUUGAAUCUUGCAAAAAAACAUGGCAACUCUCACAUGAAUCCACAACUCAGUGACAGAAAGAAGGCUAGAUCUGAUAUAUAUGGAAAGUCCGGUGUCUAUCAGAGCUCACAUCACAGUCACUUACACAGUAAACAGAGGCAGACAAAGAAGAGACAAGCCCAUCAGAUGCUAGGGCCAAAUGCAAAUGCCCAUUGGCAGAACAUCAGAUUCUAUUCAGAAAGAAAAGAAAGCCAGCCCUUUUUUUAUGUCUGUGUACCAGCAGACUCAAUGGAUGUUAUUCCCCAAACUGUUCGCUGGGUUAUUCCCCCAAAAAUUUUACAGAAGAGAAACUUCCAAAUUCCUCGAGUAGCAAAUAUUUCAAAUUCUUGGAACUUCUGGAGUUCAUCCAAAAGGCUGUUGGAGUCACUUGCAGGGGCCUUUAAUACAGUCCGUUAA
Molecule: messenger RNA, 19806 nt
Organism: Rattus rattus (black rat)
Lineage: Eukaryota; Metazoa; Chordata; Mammalia; Rodentia; Muridae
Gene: Lrtm3
Product: coiled-coil domain containing 168
Source: RefSeq, a predicted model, not a curated record